AUGAGUCUAAACUAAAAUGAUUAACAUAUUCAGCACAAGUAACAAUCCUCAUAAUAGCUGGAUAUAAAAAGCACCGAGAUUAUAUAAGAUCCCUUUCCAAUCUAAAAAUACAAUUCAUUGUAACCAGUCACAAAAUAAGCAAUUGAUAGUCAAAUCAGAGCUUAAUCACCUCAACUUUAAACAUUACAACAGCAAUAAAAGUUGAAAGACAAAAUUUCCCCUUAAACAAAAAUAAUACCAUCUUAAUAGCUGUAUACCUAGGGCUAAGGCUAAUCAUAAACAAGGAAUAGCAUUAUCAAUAAUUAAAGCUUGACAUAAUAAUACCUAACUAAUCCUAAGUUUGUUCAACCCUAUUCAUAAUCUUAAAUUAAUCAAAUUGUCCCAACAGCCAUUGGUUUUAACCUCUAAGAAAAUUAAUAGUUUGCUAGUAAUAACAAAUUUCUACCUAGAAAGAAAAAAUCUGUUGUGAGUAAUAGCAAUAAUAAGCUAGCUGUUACUGGACUGCACUAAAACAACACCUAAUCCUUGAAUUAAAAUUUCGAUUUAAACAGUUUAAAUAUUGUAUCAAACUAAAAUCAUACUCUUCCGAUGAUGACUCCCUCUGCCAAUCUGGGAGGUUAGAUAUAAAGUUUACUUUCUAUAUCACCUGGGAAGCUAGAAGAGGUAAAAACCAGUAAAUCAGUUUCUAAUAAAGCGUAUAUGCUUGGAUAAUCAUAAAAUUCAUUGGAUGAAUCUUCAAAGAGAAGUUUCAAUCAGAACUAUCUCAAGUAGGUACAGAAAAUGAGUAAUUAAAAGUCAGUCGCAGAAGUUGGUAAUUUAAUAUCUAGAUUUGGAAAAAAUCAUGUUUAGAACACCGAAAAGGAAAAUGAAAGUAGAUCAUAUAGCUAAAUUCAAAAUAGCGCUAAUUCUAGUUCAAUACAACCUAAUGAAUUAUUUGAAAAUAUUGAACCAAGUCCAAACUUAAGAAACAUGAUAUAGAGCAAAUUAUAAGUAAUACAAUCAACUCAGGCAUGGGUUAAGCAAAUUAUUUUAGUAUAAAAACAAAAUCAUCUCGAAAUUAAGCUGGAUUGCCAAAGAGUAGUUUAAGUUGGAACAAUAAUGAAUAAGACAGUUUUAUAUUAUCCAAUUAUGAACCAGCAAAAUAUUCUAACAAAAGAAAUGGAGUUAUUACAGCCUAUGGUGCUAAUACAAAUUAAGGUAUAAUCAGACCUAAGAGUAAGGAAGGAAAAAUAGAUGAGUGGCCUAAAUGUUCAUUUUUCGGUAUAUAUGAUGGACAUGGGGGAAAUUAAUGUGCCGAAUUCCUCAGGGAUUAUCUUCAUCAAUUCGUAAAUAUCAUUAAUUUAACUAUCAAAGAUCAUUAAAGAUGACAACUUCCCUUAAAAUCCAUUGAAAGCGAUUAGAAACGGCUUUAGAGAAGCAGAAAAGCUGUUCUUAGAGUUUGCUGAGAAGUAAGAUUAGGAGGUAGGAGAUAUCGACAGAUCAGGGUCUUGCGCUAUUGUUCUUCUAAUAAUAGAUGAAAUGUGUUAUGUUGCUAAUGUUGGAGAUAGCAGAGCAAUAAUGUCUGUUGAUGGAGGUGAGAAAAUAUACGGUUUAUCAAUUGAUCAUAAACCAACAGAAGAAGCAGAAAUGAAAAGGAUUACAACAAAUGGUGGCAAAAUAUAUUAAAACUCAAGCGUAAUUCCAACUCAAAACCCUGCUUUCAAAGGCCAGUAAUAAGUAAUCUAUGGACCUCAUAGAGUUUUCCCAGGAAGAUUAUCAGUUAGUAGAACUUUUGGAGAUAUAGAGGCAAAGUUUGAAAAAUAUGAAGGGAAUCCAAAAGUUGUUAUAGCAGAGCCAGAUAUAACUGCAUUCAAGAUAAACAAAAAUUUUGAUUACAUUUUAAUGGGUUGUGAUGGAAUAUUUGAUAAAAUCGAGACAAAAGAUUGCAUCCAUUUAAUUUGGCAAAAUAUCCAAAACUAAAAUAACUAAAAAACUGAAGAAACAUAGAAUGGGGAAUAAGAAAAUUCUUAAUCUAUGGAUGUUCAUAAGUAAUGUGGGUUAGCUGUUGACUCGAUACUAAAAACAUCAGCAUUAAGAAAGGCAUGCGAUAAUUUGACAGCAGUCAUAAUUGCUUUUGAUAAUUUUGAAAGCUUAAUCAAUAAUUACAAAUCAAAUGAAUAAAACUAAGAUUAUGUCAAUGAAGAUACUAUAGAGGAGAUAAUGCUUGUACCAAUCCCUGAACAAAGUGAUGAAACCAUGCAAAUAAAUGAUAUUGGAAGUAUGUCAUCACCAAUAAAAAAGAAUGAUGUCAUUUAUCUCCAUCAAAGUGAUCCUUUAAAUAAUUCAAACUAAAGUGAUAAUGAUAAUAGCUUAUUUUCUGAGGAUAUGAUCAGCAACCCUAAAUAUGUAAACAACAAUAAAUAAGCCUACGCUUAAUUUAGAUUGAGUAAUAAUAAUAAUAACCACAAUAUGCUUAGUGAGAUUUCUGAAGAGGAUGAUAUAUCAAUGCUCUCUGAAAGAGGAGGAAUUCUAUCAACUGGCAAAAAAAGUAAGGUCAAUUCUAAAAAUCCAUCUUAGCAACUGUCAAAAUAAAAGAUGGCAGGUUUAAUAUAUUAGCAACAAUAAAUGCCAAAUCAACAAAUCUCAGAGUUUCAGUUAUCUUAAAAACAGCCACUUAUUCUUUCAACUCAUCAAAUUCAGAAACCACAGCAUGAACAACAAAUUGAAAUGAUUUAAAGACCUUCUAAUUAGUAAGAUGCUCCGCUUUAAGAACUUGAGACACUUAAACUAAACCCUCUCAGAUAAUCUUUUAAUCAUAAAACUAAAACAAGGUUAAGUGAUUAAAUUAAAACUACAAAUGGUCAACCGUACAUGCAUUUAACAUCUUCUAAUAUAACAAACAAUAAUAACGUUGUUUCUUUCAUCAAUACUAACCUUGGAGAUGUGCCUGCUUAAAAGGUUUUAACGCCUAAUUAGACUACUAACUCUAAGAUUAUAAAUAAAAAAUAAGUUUCAAGGAAUUCUUUAAGACCUACAAAUUCACUAAAGGCCCAAACAUAAUAGGUGGCAGGACUUUUGGAAAGUCUAAAUAUUAACUCAUAGACUCUUACACAAAAUAUUCCGAGCUCUAAUCUAUACUCAAAUCAUACAUUAACUACUAUAAGACCGCUUUCCAGUUCUAAAAAGAGAGCCUCAACUUCAAAUGGAUUUAAUUCGACAAAUAACUAAAAAAAGGAUCAAAGAAUUUUAUUAACUGGAAAUCAGAUCUAACCUAUAAAUAACAUCACCACUGUCUCUUCGUUUUAAUCAUAGUCAAAACCAAUUUUUGAAUCUAAUAGGAAAAAUAGUUCUUCAGGAGUUACUCAGAAUCCUUCAGUAUAGAAACUAUAAAGGAUGCAUAUAAAUACGAUAAAUAAUCCUACUAUGUAGCAUACUUAGCAGGCAUAUAUAGCUAAGUUAAGUGGUUCUUAAUCUUAGAAUUCAUAAUAAAAAACUGUCGUUCAAUCAUCUAGAAACUAGCAGAUGAAUAAAGUGAAGAGAUGGUAAUCUUUAAAUAGAAUUAAUGGUCAUUAAUAUCAGACUAUUCAAAACACCAACAGUGUUUUGAAUGCUAAUCAUAACGUCUUGGAAUUAAAAGAUUCAAACUCAAAUCUAUUUGAUGAGGAUGACGAUUAGAUCAGCCAAGAGUGA
This is a messenger RNA of Stylonychia lemnae, 3669 nucleotides long. The record is from the annotation of a GenBank genome assembly. Lineage: Eukaryota; Ciliophora; Spirotrichea; Sporadotrichida; Oxytrichidae.